AUGCUCGGUGAGGGGGACGACACGUCUCCGACGAAGACGUCUACGAGAACGUUUGCCGUUUACAUAGGGGAAGAGCGCGUGAAUCGGGUGGUGCCGACGAGCUAUUUGAAGCAUCCUCUAUUCAGGAUGCUCCUUGACAAGUCACGUGACGAGUUUCACUGUUCCGACCAGAAGGUUAUAUUGGUCGUUCCUUGUAGCCUCUCUGCGUUUCAAGAUUUCGUAAACGCCAUCGAGACUUGUAAUGGAAACUUCGAUUUCGGCGAUAUUGUUGAGGAGUUUCUUUGA
This is a messenger RNA of Eruca vesicaria subsp. sativa (arugula), 285 nucleotides long. NCBI's taxonomy places the organism in Eukaryota, Viridiplantae, Streptophyta, Magnoliopsida, Brassicales, Brassicaceae. The record is from the annotation of a GenBank genome assembly.